AAUGUUCAAACUGAAAAACCUUAGCACUUAAGAGUUAUAAAGGCUUCCAUAGCCGCAGUCGCCGCAGUUAUUGGCAGAAAUCUGAAAUCGGUUGCAUAAUUUUGGAAGUCAUUUGAGGAAAAAUAAUUAUGCAUCAUUUAUAUAUUAAAACGAGGGAUUACGUGCUUAUUGACACAGACAUAAGUGAUACGUGCGCGGAUUUAAUUAAACAAGCGUUUGUAAUAUUAUUCUUUGUAUUAUUCUUUGUAUUAUUAAUUAUUGUUAAGAAGAUUAUUAAGACGGUUAUUGAGCUACCAUUUACGAUUAUAAACUAUGGAAUUUGACACUGGAGAGGAUAAUAUUACAAAGGGCAAAGACGAUACGGAAUACGGAGGGUUGAACAGAAAAUCGUCUAACUACUACAGGAAGCUUGCGCAGUGUUCGUGCAACUAUAAUGAGAGCAAGAGGGAAGGUAUUAUAUAUACUUUUAAAGAAGACGAUUCAAAGAAAGUGAAGUUCAUGCUCCAGAAGAAAAUAAAGAUGCUCCUCUGUGAUUGUAAUUUUUGCAUCUUUUUGCUUACAGAAGAUGGAGAGGUAUAUCAUUGGUGGGACCCCGCAAGCUGUAACUGUAUCAUAAAGUAUUAUGCAAACCUGAACGUCGAUUUACGUAACAGAAACAUCGUACAAACUGCAUGUGGUGGCAACUCUACUUUUAUUUUUCAAUUGGAUAAUAAUAUGGUAUACUAUUUCCAAACUUACGACAAACAUUUUCUUUGGCUGAGAAAAAAAAUCAAUGUUUUCCCAAAGAUCACUUGCAUGUCUUGUGGCGACUCUUUUUUUAUAGUACUUAUUGUAGUACUUACUGAGAAAAACAAAUAUACCAACCACCUAUACUCGUGGGGUAAAAAUGAUAAAGGCCAACUGGGUUACAAAUGUGAUAAAAUAUUUACAGAUGAACAUCGUGAGGUUGAAUUCGAAAAUCCUUAUCUGAGAAUAGUUAAGAUAGCCAGUGGAUAUACACAUACACUCGCACUAACUGAUUGUGGACAACUGUUUGUCUGGGGUGGAAAUAUUUUUGGACAAUUGGGUUUGAACCAUACAGAUAAUGUCUUUAAACCUACAUUGAAAGAAAUAUCAUAUAAGAAAGGAGAAAUAUUGGAUAUUUCCGCCAUGAAAAAUAUAAGUUGUGCCAUUCACAAGGAUAAAAAUAUUUACGUAUGGGGAUACUAUAGCGGUCAGAAAAUUAACUCAUUUAUCCCCGAAUACACAAUUUUAUUCGAUUUGUCCACCGCGCUGAGUGCUAGGCCACCAACAACUGUGAAAAAAGUUGCAAAUGAACAGUGCCAAAUAUUGCAAGAUUUAAGAGAUGCGUUUGAUAAUCAUAACAAUAGUGAUCUUAUAUUAAAAAUUUCGGAGCAAUUUAAUACUAUUUAUACUAUUCACACUCAUAAGAUCAUAUUAGAAAUGGGUUCUCCAAAUUUUGUAAACACCGUGUUAAAAAGUAGGAUCUACGUUGAUGAAAAUGGAAAUAAUUCUGUCCUUCUUAAUAAAUAUACGUAUAACGAAUAUUACGCUUUUGUGAAAUAUUUAUAUACCGGCGUGAUCGAUCUAGAACUGGAAAAAAUAUUUGAAAUUCUGAAAUUGGCUAAUGAUUUCCACGACGAAAACUUCAGGAAGAAUUGCCACCAGGCCAUAAAAAAACAGAUAAGUACGAAAACAGUAAUCGAUGUUUACAGGACAGCAAGAAAAUAUAACGAAACGACGGUGGAAGACUUCUGUUUCGAAUUCUACGCGAACAUGUCGGACGUGCAACAAAUGAUUGCGUAUAAAUUUAUGGAUCCUCAAACGAGAGCAAUUUUUAUGACUAAAGUGAAUAAAAUAAAAAUGCGUCGUAAAAAUAUGCGAUUAAUUUCAACGCGUGUUUGAAGAGUAAUACAUUACGAUAUAAACAUUUACAUAGGAGGAAUAUUAAAGUUUGAUUAUAUUUCUAUCAAAAUGCAUUUUACGCAUAACACUUUGCAGCUUAGUAAUGUUCUCGCAAACAAGACGAUAUUGAAUAAUGACAUAAUAUUAAUCAAAUUUAAAUGACAUGAUGUUUUUGACAUCUUUUAAUAGUUGUUUUUUUUAUCGCAACUUUUCUAAAAUUUUAUUUUUUUGUAAUCGUCAGCCAGUUUCAAUUAAAAUCUAAAUCUUUACAAUUAUAAGGCAAAAGAAAUUUUUAUUCCUAUAAAUAAAAAAUUUAUUAGAAUUUGUAGUUUAUUGACUUUGCAAUAACAAAAUGUACGUAUAUUAAACAUUUUAAUGUUUCCUUUAAUAUGGAUAUUUGAAAAUUAAUUUGUAACUUAAUCUAUAAUUUAAUAAAUUUAUAAGAUAGACUAUAGAGGAAAGAUUUAUUUCAAUA
Monomorium pharaonis (pharaoh ant) is the source of this 2380-nucleotide messenger RNA. Its product is annotated as RCC1 and BTB domain-containing protein 2. Lineage: Eukaryota; Metazoa; Arthropoda; Insecta; Hymenoptera; Formicidae. Bases 313 to 1905 code for a protein of 530 amino acids. Gene Ontology annotation, molecular function: protein binding. The record is from RefSeq and is a predicted model, not a curated record. The transcript has 10 exons.